Messenger RNA from Melampsora larici-populina 98AG31, 723 nucleotides. RefSeq lists its product as uncharacterized. Lineage: Eukaryota; Fungi; Basidiomycota; Pucciniomycetes; Pucciniales; Melampsoraceae. The transcript has 7 exons. The coding region runs from base 1 to 723 and encodes 240 amino acids. The record is from RefSeq and is a predicted model, not a curated record.
AUGCUGUACAAUUCUGUGAUCCACAACACCAAAAGUUGGACUCAUACGUUUAGACGUGCCAAAUGUUUCCGGGCUGGUGUACUUUCUGUUCUGCCCUCCUCGAAUAUGAAAAAGGUCAUCGAGAUCUGGGAGGGAGAAUCGCAUUACUUGGUUGUGAACUCUGAUCUAUAUGCCAUCUACAACCAAUUCAAAGAGCUCAUGUUCGCCUUUUCUUCUCAUCGCUUACCGAUGGUCUGGUCUCUUACUAGGAACGAUAUGCUUUUUAAUCGUUCAAAAGAAAUUACACAAACGAUGAGAAACACAUUGCAUUCUGUGGCCCCUAGCUAUGACCCCAAGACAUAUACUCCGGUCCAGGUUUUGCAGCUGUUGGCGCCUGCCGCGGAAUUAGUGGAGAUUAGGGAUGAUAUCGCGAGAAUGUUUAGGGUGGCCAUCAUAACUGCACUGGUUGACUUGUCUUUAUUGAGUAUUCUUUACGCUCCAUUGAUCUAUGCUACCCUAAAAGUGUUACGAAAACGAAGCAGAGAGCUUCGUUUUACUUUUGCGACUGCUACAGCUGAUAAAGCCGAUCAAUUUGCCCACAUCAAAGCCCGCCUUGAGGAAGAGCAUAGUACGAUUGUACAUCAUGCUUGGUCGGCUUAUAUCACCACUGUUAGCUUUAUACCGGUCUUGGCCUGGCUGGUGGGUAUUCUAGUGACGUAUGAACUUAUAAAUUUAUCAAACUGA